Molecule: messenger RNA, 1545 nt
Organism: Stylophora pistillata
Lineage: Eukaryota; Metazoa; Cnidaria; Anthozoa; Scleractinia; Pocilloporidae
Biological process (GO): hormone-mediated signaling pathway; activation of adenylate cyclase activity; adenylate cyclase-activating G protein-coupled receptor signaling pathway
Cellular component (GO): plasma membrane
Molecular function (GO): G protein-coupled peptide receptor activity; protein binding
Source: RefSeq, a predicted model, not a curated record
GACACCAAUCUUAUGUGCUGUCAUCUGACGAAAGAAGACGCCCAAUGCACCGCUUUAUACGACGACAGCUUCGCCAGUUGCGAGAGCAUGUUCCGCAACUCAGCCCCACGUAAAAGUAUCUGGGCAAUCGGAAUCCUUUCUCUGCUUGGUGCCGUGUUCGUGAUUGUGUGGCGCCUGAUCUUUAAAGAGAGAAACGUAGUCCAGCUUAUCAUGUUAAUGCACUUAGCGGUUGGAGAUGGCUUGAUGGGCCUUUACCUGGUCACCUUGGGUGCCAAAGACCUGUUAUGGUCGGGAAGUUACUAUCUGCAUGACUUUCAGUGGCGAUCCGGUUUAUCGUGUCAGGUCACAGGUGCAAUCUCAGUGCUGUCCAGUGAGGUGUCUGUAAUGUUACUGGCGCUCAUCUCUGCCGACAGGCUGAAGAAUAUCGUUUUCCCCUACCGUAGCAGAGGGCUGACUCCCAGGAAAGCUCACAUUCUGUGCGCAAUCAUUUGGGUCCUUGGUUUUGUCAUCGCAUUCCUUCCCCUCAGUGGUAUUGGCUACUUUUAUGACACCCUAAAGCGCCCUGCCUACUACGGAAGAUCCGUGGUGUGCCUCCCUCUGCAACUGUCUAAAAGGUUUCCAGCUGGUUGGGAGUUCUCCAUUGCUAUCUUUGUCGUGUUAAACUUCCUCCUCUUUCUGUUCAUGACGGUAGCUUAUGUCGCAAUCUUCCUUAAAAGUUAUAACUCCAGCCGUCAGCUCGCAAGGGAAGGAACCAGACGGGAGGUGCAGGCAAGAAAGAAGAAUGCAAAUGCCAGAAGGGAGAGAGCAUUGGCCAAAAGAGUCUUCUUCAUCAUCCUCACAGAUUGUGCUUGUUGGAUGCCGAUAAUCGUCAUCGGCAUCAAAUCUUUGGUUGAUAAAGAUUAUAGUCCCCAGGGGGAUAUUCCUGCCUGGAUCGCUGUCUUUGUGCUGCCAAUUAACUCAGCCUUGAAUCCGAUCAUCUACACCUUAUCAACCCCUCAGGUUCAGGGCAUAUUACGACCUAAACUGAAACUUUUAACAAACCGUGUGCGCAGCUUUUUCUCUUGCUGUAAAAAGCAACAAAGUCAACAAGAUUCGGAACAAGGAGACAAUGAAAGGCUGGAAAUGGUGGAAAUGAUACAACUUGUACAAGCAGAUCCAGAGCAAGAUGCAGGCCAAGUCAACGAGGAAGAACAAGUGCCGCAGGCUGAAGCAGCUCAAGAAGAGGAAGCACAAUUGUUGAUGGGUGGAGAAGCAGAGAAAGACCAAGAAGAGGACAACGGUGGAAAUUCCCAAACGGUUUUAGUGGAAGUUCAUCCGUACAAAGGAUCGCGGGUAACUGACAAAAAUGUUGCGUCCCAAGCUGAUGGACAAGAUCAGGAACAAGGAGACAAUGAAAGGCUGGAAAUGGUGGAAAUGGUACAACUUGUAAAAAAAGAUCCAGAGCAAGAUGCAGGCCAAGUCAACGAGGAAGAACAAGUGCCGCAGGCUGAAGCAGCUCAAGAAGAGGAAGCACAAUUGUUGAAUGGGGGAGAAGGUGCUCAUUGA